Molecule: messenger RNA, 553 nt
Organism: Harpegnathos saltator (Jerdon's jumping ant)
Lineage: Eukaryota; Metazoa; Arthropoda; Insecta; Hymenoptera; Formicidae
Exons: 2
Coding region: 213-518 (101 amino acids)
Source: RefSeq, a predicted model, not a curated record
CGAGAAGGUAAUAUUUUUCUUUACCAUCUUAUUGUCCGAAAUUUCAUCUUUCCAUCUGCUGUAACACGAGUAAGAUCGGUUCGCAUUUCGAUGAGAUCGAUCUCCGAAACGAAGGACUAUGCAAAAGAGUAUGCAGCAAGGACGAUAACUGGCGGCGUGAUUUGCAUAUAUAAAGAGGGAUAACACCUCGUGCAUCAACAGUAAAAUCAAUAAUGAUUCAAUUAAUCGCAGCGCCCGUCAACAUCGAGAGGGACUUGAAGCUGAUGACGUCAAUAUUGGGAAUCGAGCAUUAUACGUUGAUCAUACUAGGCGCUAUCACAGAAUACCCUGUAUUGCACACGCCUUGGCUGCUGAUGCAAUUCUGUGUCAUCGCCGUGGAGGUCGUUGUUGUCUUUGUGAGAUUCUUCUUCGACGGUUUACACGUUAAACACAACGAAAUACUGCAGGCGUUAUUCACCGUCUACAAUUGGCUGCAAGUCUUCUGUCUCUUUUAUCGACAAGCUCGAGGAGCGAAUUAACGAACAAUUUACUUUUAAUAAUUUGUACAUCUCCU